UAACUCGAAGGCCGAAGCACUGGUGUAACCAUACUAGAUUUCCAGGACUGUUUUAUAUGUAAAAAGAAAAAAAAGGGUGUGUUUUCUCCGCAGCGGCAGCUGCUAUAUCUACAUCUGCUCGUGUUGCGUGUAGAACGAUAGAUCACAGUUCAUUUCAAUUUUAAGGAACCAUGGCGGACUCUUCAGGGACGACGCUUAUGGAUCUGAUAACGGCUGAUCCUGCGCCUGUUCCAGCGGCAGCAUCCACAGUGUCUUCUUCAUCUGCAUCAUCGACGACAGCGGCAGCGUCUCCUGCUGCCACGCAGCAACAGUAUGUGUCGACCAAGACCGCGCUGGGGGAGAAAAAGUCCAAGAGAGCGGCUCUGAUGCAGAUCCAAAAUGAUACCAUUUCUGUGGCUAAGGCAGCUCUCAACCCCGUCCGUACUAACAUUAUUUCUCAUCAGAAGCAGAAGCAGAAGAAGCCUGUAUCAUACGCGCAACUUGCGAGGAGUAUUCAUGAACUAGCUGCUACUUCUGAUCAAAAAAGUUCUCAGAAGCAACUGGUGCAUCAUGUGUUUCCCAAACUUGCUGUGUACAAUUCUGUUGACCCUUCUUUGGCACCAUCUCUUCUCAUGCUUGAUCAACAAUGCGAGGAUAGGACAGUCCUUCGUUAUGUAUAUUAUUACUUGGCAAGAAUUUUAGCAGAUACUGGUUCCCAGGGUUUAAAUCCUGGUGGUGGGAUCCCCACACCCAACUGGGAUGCUUUGGCUGACAUUGAUGCUGUUGGAGGGGUGACAAGAGCUGAUGUUGUACCACGGAUUGUUAAUCAGCUUACCACAGAGGCCACAAACACUGAUGUUGAAUUUCAUGCAAGAAGACUGCAAGCUCUAAAGGCUCUUACUUAUGCUCCUUCGAGCAACAUUGAGAUUUUGUCCAGAUUGUACGAAAUUGUCUUUGGCAUUCUUGACAAGGUUGGCGAUGUCCCGCAAAAGCGUAAAAAAGGCAUUUUUGGUGCUAAAGGGGGUGAUAAAGAGUCUAUCAUCCGAAGUAAUCUGCAAUAUGCUGCUCUAAGUGCUUUGAGGAGACUUCCUUUGGAUCCAGGAAAUCCAGCAUUUCUGCAUCAUGCUGUGCAGGGGAUUUCAUUUGCCGACCCUGUUGCUGUCAGGCACUCUUUGGAAAUCAUCUCUGAAUUGGCCAUAAGAGACCCUUAUGCAGUUGCAAUGGCUUUAGGAAAGCUUGUUGCGCCAGGAGGGGCUUUGCAAGAUGUUCUUCAUUUGCAUGAUGUGCUUGCUAGAGUUUCACUGGCCAGGUUGUGCCAUACAAUAUCAACAGCACGAUCAUUAGAUGAGAGGCCUGACAUUAAAUCUCAGUUCAACUCUGUGCUCUAUCAACUCCUGCUCGACCCCAGUGAAAGAGUCUGUUUUGAGGCAAUUUUGUGCAUAUUGGGUAAACAUGAUAACACCGAAAAGACAGAAGAGCGAGCUGCAGGCUGGUACCGCUUAACUAGGGAGAUCUUAAAGUUACCAGAAGCACCAUCAAAUUCCAAAGACAAAUCUCAAAAGACGAGGCGACCACAACCCCUCAUUAAACUUGUAAUGAGAAGGUUAGAGAGUUCUUUCCGUAGUUUCUCUAGACCAGUACUCCAUGCUGCUGCUAGAGUUGUCCAGGAGAUGGGGAGAAGCAGAGCUGCAGCACAUGCUUUAGGCUUACAAGAUCUUGAUGAAGGAGCUUAUGGGAACAAAUAUGACUCCAUGGAUUCAUUUGAUUCAGAUAUGAAUGACAGUUCUCAUCCUGAAGGUAUCCGAAGAACCACUGGAGUAUCCAAUGCAGCUGGUGGCAAGGAUACAAUUGCAGGCAUGCUAGCUUCACUCAUGGAAGUAGUUAGAACAACUGUGGCAUGUGAGUGUGUGUAUGUUCGGGCAAUGGUGAUCAAGGGGUUGAUUUGGAUGCAAAGUCCGCAUGAAUCAUUUGAUGAACUUAAAUCCAUUAUUGCAUCGGAGCUCUCUGACCCGGCCUGGCCAGCCACACUUUUGAAUGAUAUUUUGCUGACAUUGCAUGCCCGUUUCAAGGCGACACCAGAUAUGGCUGUCACACUUCUUGAACUUGCAAGGAUCUUUGCCACUAAAGUACCAGGAAAGAUCGAUGCUGAUGUUUUGCAACUUCUUUGGAAAACUUGUCUUAUUGGAGCUGGUCCUGAUGGGAAACACACUGCAUUAGAAGCAGUCACUAUUGUUCUAGACCUCCCACCACCUCAGCCUGGAUCAAUGUCUGGGUUUACAUCAGUAGACAGGGUAUCUGCAUCUGAUCCAAAGUCGGCUCUAGCAUUACAGAGAUUGGUCCAAGCAGCUGUGUGGUUCCUUGGGGAAAAUGCUAAUUAUGCUGCUUCAGAAUAUGCUUGGGAAUCCGCAACGCCUCCAGGUACGGCACUAAUGAUGUUAGAUGCGGAUAAAAUGGUGGCUGCUGCAAGCUCCCGUAAUCCCACACUGGCUGGUGCAUUGACUCGACUCCAGAGGUGUGCUUUCAGCGGUAGCUGGGAGGUUCGCAUUAUUGCUGCUCAAGCACUUACAACUGUGGCAAUCCGGUCUGGUGAGCCAUUUAGGUUACAGAUCUAUGAAUUUUUACAUGCCUUAGCACAGGGUGGUGUGCAGUCUCAGUUAUCUGAAAUGCAUCUUAGUAACGGAGAAGAUCAAGGAGCCAGUGGUACAGGGCUUGGAGUUCUAAUAACUCCUAUGAUCAAAGUUCUUGAUGAAAUGUAUAGUGCACAAGAUGACCUAAUCAAGGAAAUGCGCAGUCAUGAUAAUGCAAAUAAGGAAUGGAAAGAUGAAGAGCUUAAGAAAUUAUAUGAAACCCAUGAGAGGUUGCUGGAUCUUGUUUCACUGUUUUGUUAUGUGCCACGAGCAAAGUAUCUCCCUUUGGGGCCAAUAAGUGCAAAACUCAUCGACAUAUAUCGUACACGGCAUAAUAUUAGUGCGUCAACUGGGUUGAGUGAUCCAGCUGUUGCCACUGGAAUUUCUGAUCUUGUUUAUGAAUCUAAACCGGCCACCACUGAAUCUGAUACACUAGAUGAUGAUCUAGUAAAUGCUUGGGCAGUCAACCUUGGUGAUGUCCCCGCAGUGAACAGGGUCAAUGAAUUUCUUGCUGGUGCUGGAACUGAUGCACCGGAUGUUGAUGAGAACAUAGUCUCUAGACCUUCUGUUAGUUAUGACGAUAUGUGGGCCAAGACACUUUUGGAGAGUACAGAAAUGGAGGAAGAUGAUGUCAGGUCAUCAGGGUCAUCUUCUCCGGAGUCAACAGGAUCAGUUGAAACUUCCAUAUCGUCUCACUUUGGUGGAAUGAACUAUCCUUCACUCUUCAGUUCACGACCAACUACUUAUGGGGCUUCACAACCUUCACAGGAGAGAUCAGGUGGAAGUAGAUUUAACCAUCCUUCAUCAAUGCACGAGGGUUAUGGUUCUCCAAUUAGAGAAGAACCUCCACCCUAUACAUCACCUGAACGGUAUGAGUCUUUUGAAAAUCCCUUAGCUGGCCGCGGGUCCCAUAGUUUUGAAUCCAAGGAUGAUGAUCGCAUGUCUUCUGGAAAUCCCCAAUUUGGGACUGCCCUGUAUGAUUUUACUGCAGGUGGAGAUGAUGAGUUGAGCUUAACAACUGGAGAAGAGGUUGAGAUUGAGUAUGAAGUUGAUGGAUGGUUCUAUGUGAAGAAAAAACGGCCUGGAAGGGAUGGUAAAAUGGCUGGGUUGGUCCCUGUUCUUUAUGUCAGUCAGAGUUAAAAGUUUGGAUGUCUCUUAAUAGAAGAUUCUGUCUUGGGCUCGUCUCAUCUCAGCUUGGAUAAUUCUAAUAUCCUAUAUCCUCCUUUUUGUGAAGUUUUAUGUUACCAGUCUUUUCCCCCGCAUAUGAUGCCCGAUAGGAUAAACAUGACAAGAAAAGCGGCAGUUUAUUGUGCUUUUGCUGGGUUGUUAUUUUUUUUAUUGGUUUCGCGAAUUAUGGAAGCAUUUAGUUGGACUUUUCUUGUGCGUGUUCUGGUUUGAGAGAGAGAGAGAAUAACAUGUUUGCUAUUUUGGAAUUUGAAUUUGAAUUAGAUAACAUGCAGAGAGUUGGGAUUGCAUUUCAAUUGUAGCAGUAUAAAUUAUUUAUGCCCGUUAUCAAAUGCAGCGGAAUUUUUCAUA
This is a messenger RNA of Gossypium raimondii (Peruvian cotton), 4142 nucleotides long. RefSeq lists its product as hypothetical. The transcript has 27 exons. Bases 171 to 3746 code for a protein of 1191 amino acids. The record is from RefSeq and is a predicted model, not a curated record. NCBI's taxonomy places the organism in Eukaryota, Viridiplantae, Streptophyta, Magnoliopsida, Malvales, Malvaceae. Gene Ontology annotation, molecular function: protein binding.